Molecule: messenger RNA, 9305 nt
Organism: Erinaceus europaeus (western European hedgehog)
Lineage: Eukaryota; Metazoa; Chordata; Mammalia; Eulipotyphla; Erinaceidae
Gene: SOX5
Product: SRY-box transcription factor 5
Exons: 20
Coding region: 2500-4755 (751 amino acids)
Biological process (GO): cell fate commitment; positive regulation of chondrocyte differentiation; regulation of transcription by RNA polymerase II
Cellular component (GO): nucleus
Molecular function (GO): DNA-binding transcription factor activity, RNA polymerase II-specific; RNA polymerase II cis-regulatory region sequence-specific DNA binding
Source: RefSeq, a predicted model, not a curated record
UUUCAUUUUUGAAAAAAAGUUAAUUUUCCUAAAAAGGGGGGUUAUUUUGAGCAAUCACAUCAAACUAAACAGGUACUCUGCUUUUAGACUUUUGGUAACUUUCUUUUUUUAUAUAGUUUUUAUUUUUUUAUUAUUUAUUUUCCCUUUUGUUGCCCUUGUUUUAUUGUUGUAGUAGUUGUUGUUGUUGAUGAUGUCUUCAUUGUUGGAUAGGACAGAGAGAAAUGGAGAGAGGAGGGGAAGACAAAGGGGGAAGAGAAAGAUAGACACCUGCAGACCUGCUUCACCACCUGCGAAGCGACUCGCCUGCAGGUGGGGAGCCGGGAGCUGGAACUGGGAUCCUUAAGCCAGUCCUUGCUCUUUGAGUCAUGUACACUUAACCUGCUGCACUACCACCGGACCCCUGACUUUUGGUAACUUUCUUUCAUUUACUGUAGUGGAUUUUUAGACAGGAAAUGCUACAUUGGAUAUACCAUUGAAAGAAAGUGUAACGUUGUAAUAUUGUUUACUUGCAACUUGGUUUUCAAAGGAUUCCUUGGCAAUUUCCAAAGCUAUCCUUGGAUGAUUUCUAAAGUGCAUGAUCAGAAAUUUUCAUCAUCCUGGUAGAUUUUGUUUUGUUUUGUUUUCUAUUAAGUAGAUUCAGGGUCUGCAAAACAGCUCGCUUGAAUAGAGAGUAUCGUCCAAGUUUGAGCCCAGCCUCACUGCACUGGAGGAAGCUUCAGUGUUAUGGUAUCUUUUUUCUUUCUCUUUCUGUCUCUGUAUUUCUAUUGUUAUUAUCAUUAUUAUUGCUUUACCAGCAGGAUUAUUUAUGGGACUUGGUGCCUGUAGGGUUUAUCAUUCCUGGUGGCUGUUUUUGUAGAGAGUGAGAGACAGAGAAACAGAAAACAAGAGGAGAGAGAAGGAGAAGGAGAGGGAGAGGGAGAGAGAGGAGGAAAGACAUCCAUAGCACUGUUCCACCAUUUGUGAAGUUUCUUUUCUGUAGGAGGAAACCUGGGGCUUGAAGGAGGUCUUGGUACAUUGUAACAUGUGCACCACUUUCAGGUCCCAGUCUCCCUCUUUCUGUCUGAAAAAGUUGAAAAGUUGGCUGGGUGUAGUGAAACCCUGGAAAUGACAAAAAAAAAAAAAAAAAAAAAAAAGAUUUAGAAAAAAAAGCAUUAUAAAUAGAGCCAUACCAAAAGUUAAUUUUAUUCUUGUACAACUUAAGAGGGUAAUGUUUAUUUAAUCCUGAUAAACAUUUCUUUGUCACUGACUUUCAAGUGGAAAAUUUUGUUUCCUAAGAGAUCCUAUGUGAGAGAAAAAGAAAAAAAUCAGUUUACCCUAUGAUAGUGUGUGUGUUUAGAUAUAGUUAAUACCAACUAAUGCCAACAUCUGGCAAAGAGAUGAAACCUGGGAAUUUGUUUCUUGAAACCCAGGGACAAAGUGUUCUGAUCUGACCAGCAAACAUAACUGUGGACUUGAACUGGAAUAUUCAGGGGCCAAAAUAUCUUUAAGUGUCUGGAAAAUUGGCCUGUUGAGUCACCAUGAAGAGACUAAAACAAAACUAAUUUUAAGCAGGUCAAAGUUCAGUGAUUCCCUCUGGAAUUCAUUUUUUUAAGAGUUUUAUAUUGAAAUGAAAAGGGUCAAAGUUGAUGCACUGUUCCAAUGUUUUGAAUGCUUUCCCUGAAGAACAGCCACCAAAGCUGGGAUUCUCUUGAACUGCAAGGCUGGUACUUGGUAGUCUGGGUUAAAACUAUUUUAAAGCAGUCCAGGCAGGAUAGAGCAAUUCCUGGGAACCUUCCUAUUUAAAAAAAAAAAAAUGUGUGAGCUCAGAGCAGUGGCUGCAGUGUAAUUUAGGGCAGCGUAUAUGCUUUAUACCAUCGGAGAAUAUUGCUUCCCACUAAUGUUCCAUCAGAGGGUGGUAGGAGAGUAGUCAUUUUAGAGGGUGGCAUUCUUGUUUGUCUUACACUGAAAAACUUCAGCAUACAUAAAGGGACCUAUUCACCGAACAAGAAAAGUAGCUGUGGGAAAGUGCCGGACGAAUCUCUAUGUGAACUGAACAGACAUAAAAUCAGCAUGGGUGUAGGAAUCUCUUUAAGAAGACCAAGGAGUAAACAGCUUCUGGGGGAUUGGACUCUUCAGGCUGUUUAAUUACCCCGUGGUGUAGAGGCAAGCUUCAGGAGGAUCCAAGUCUCCCUGCAUGUGGCAGACUCUGAGUGGCCUUUACUUGUAAACCAUCAGCAAGACCACAACCCAGAAAGCCAGCCUGUGUGUUUGCAGCAGCUGCUGCUGCAGAAGCAUUCCUUUUGCUGAUGACACGAUUCCUGUUUGAAUCUGUUUAUGAGAUACUGAAAGCUGAUCAGAAAAGUUUGGAGCUGUACUGGAUCAGGAAAAGCAUUGUGAGAAAUAGAUAAUAUCAAGGACAUCUGCAGUAGGAGAGAUUGGACUGGGAGACUCAGCAGAGCACAGCUCAACUCUGGCUUAUGGUGGUGUGGGUGAUUGAACCUGGGACUUCAAAGCUUCAGGAUGUCUUCCAAGCGACCAGCCUCUCCGUAUGGGGAAGCAGAUGGAGAGGUAGCCAUGGUGACAAGCAGACAGAAAGUGGAGGAAGAGGAGAGUGAUGGGCUCCCAGCCUUUCACCUUCCCUUGCAUGUGAGUUUUCCCAACAAGCCUCACUCUGAGGAAUUUCAGCCAGUUUCUCUGCUGACGCAAGAGACUUGUGGCCAUAGGACUCCCACUUCUCAGCACAAUACAAUGGAAGUUGAUGGCAAUAAAGUUAUGUCUUCAUUUGCCCCACACAACUCAUCUACCUCACCUCAGAAGGCAGAAGAAGGUGGGCGGCAGAGUGGCGAGUCCUUGUCUAGCACAGCCCUGGGAACUCCUGAGCGGCGCAAAGGCAGCUUAGCUGAUGUUGUUGACACCUUGAAGCAGAGGAAAAUGGAAGAGCUCAUCAAAAACGAGCCAGAAGAAACUCCCAGUAUUGAAAAGCUACUCUCUAAGGACUGGAAAGACAAGCUUCUUGCAAUGGGAUCAGGGAACUUUGGUGAAAUAAAAGGGACUCCCGAAAGCCUCGCGGAGAAGGAGAGGCAGCUGAUGGGCAUGAUCAAUCAGCUGACCAGCCUGCGUGAGCAACUGCUGGCGGCCCACGACGAGCAGAAGAAACUGGCUGCCUCUCAGAUCGAGAAGCAGCGCCAGCAAAUGGAGCUGGCCAAACAGCAGCAAGAGCAGAUUGCAAGACAACAGCAGCAGCUUCUGCAGCAGCAACACAAAAUCAAUUUGCUUCAGCAACAGAUCCAGCAGGUCCAAGGUCAGCUGCCGCCAUUAAUGAUUCCUGUAUUCCCUCCUGACCAACGGACACUGGCUGCAGCUGCCCAGCAAGGAUUCCUCCUUCCUCCAGGCUUCAGCUAUAAGACUGGAUGUAGUGACCCUUACCCUGUUCAGCUGAUCCCAACUACCAUGGCAGCUGCUGCCGCAGCAACACCAGGCUUAGGCCCUCUCCAACUGCAGCAGUUAUAUGCUGCCCAGCUCGCUGCAAUGCAGGUCUCUCCAGGAGGAAAGCUCCCGGGCAUACCCCAAGGCAACCUUGGUGCUGCUGUAUCUCCUACCAGCAUUCACACCGACAAGAGCACAAACAGCCCGCCGCCCAAAAGCAAGGAUGAAGUGGCCCAGCCACUGAACCUAUCAGCUAAACCCAAGACCUCUGAUGGCAAAUCACCCACAUCACCCACCUCUCCCCAUAUGCCAGCUCUGAGAAUAAACAGUGGGGCAGGCCCCCUCAAGGCCUCUGUCCCAGCAGCGUUAGCUAGUCCUUCAGCCAGAGUUAGCACAAUAGGCUACUUAAAUGACCACGAUGCUGUCACCAAGGCUAUCCAAGAGGCCCGGCAGAUGAAGGAACAGCUUCGACGGGAACAGCAGGUGCUGGACGGGAAGGUGGCCGUUGUCAACAGCCUGGGUCUCAACAACUGCCGGCCAGAAAAGGAAAAAACGACACUGGAGAGUCUGACUCAGCAACUGGCAGUGAAGCAAAAUGAAGAAGGAAAGUUCAGCCAUGCCAUGAUGGAUUUCAACAUGAGCGGAGAUUCUGAUGGAAGUGCUGGCGUCUCAGAAUCGAGAAUCUAUAGAGAAUCCAGAGGGCGUGGGAGCAACGAACCCCACAUAAAGCGCCCAAUGAACGCCUUCAUGGUAUGGGCCAAGGACGAAAGGCGGAAAAUCCUUCAAGCCUUUCCUGACAUGCACAACUCCAACAUCAGCAAGAUCCUGGGGUCUCGCUGGAAAGCUAUGACCAACUUGGAGAAGCAGCCGUACUAUGAGGAACAAGCCCGCCUCAGCAAGCAGCACCUGGAGAAGUACCCCGACUACAAAUACAAGCCCCGGCCCAAGCGCACCUGCCUGGUGGACGGCAAGAAGCUGCGCAUCGGGGAGUACAAGGCCAUCAUGCGGAACAGGAGGCAGGAGAUGCGGCAGUACUUCAAUGUUGGGCAACAAGCACAGAUCCCCAUCGCCACCGCGGGCGUCGUGUACCCAGGGGCCAUCGCCAUGGCGGGGAUGCCGUCCCCGCACCUCCCCUCCGAGCACUCGAGUGUGUCCAGCAGUCCCGAGCCCGGGCUGCCCGUGAGCCAGAGCACGUAUGGCGUGAAGGGAGAGGAGCCCCACAUCAAAGAGGAGAUGCAGGUGGAGGACGUCAAUGGAGAGAUGUACGACGAGUAUGACGAAGAGGAGGACGACCCCGACGUGGACUAUGGGAGUGACAGUGAAAACCACAUCGCAGGACAAGCCAACUGAUGAGGGUCACGAGGUUGUGGGAACCAUAGGACUUAAAAAAGCCCUGACUGGUUCGUCCUGACCAGUGGCCAAGCACAGGAACCUUCUCAUACACUGACUGUUACUUUAACUGUUAGUCUUAAAAUAGUUGGGACAUCAGCUGACUAAUAGACCUCAGCCUCAAAAGGCUUGGAAAGAAAAAAAAAUACAACAAGCAAACGAGAGAUUGAAAAUAAGCUAUGGGUAAAUUAAUGCCAGUAAUUCAGCUGCUACAUCCAAGCACUGAAGUCUUACCCGUCAACUUUUUUUUUUUUAAAUAAACUUUAUGGCUGUUUGUUCUACAAUGUUCUAGAAAUUCUCACUCAGGUACACAGUGCCAACAAGUGGCUUGUGAAUGUGUUUUGUUGUUUUGUGCUACAAUUUAAAAAAAAAGUUUUUUUUUGGGGGGGGGUUCUGGGUUUUUCCUUUUUAUUUUUUUCCAUUUUAUUUUAUUUUAUUUUAUUUUUGUAAUGCACCUGACAGAAAAAAAAAUUUCUCUUUACUUCUCUCCAUCUUCUCCAUCUCUGUACUUUAAGAUGGCAGUCUGUGCAUGGGGGAAGAGGAAUAAGAGCCUGUUUUGAACUUCCGUUCAACCCACCACAAAAUAAGCCAAUAUUUUCUCUAGAGGACUUUACUGCACAUCACACUACAUCUUUGAGCAAGUGCCAAAUUUGUACCGAAUUACUGAUUCGUUUCCCCCUUCCCUUCCUCCUUAUCCUCCUUAAGUUAGGACAGUGUUAUAUCUUAGACAAUCCCUUGGGGGGAAGAAAAAAAAAAAAACCUGAAAUACCAGCAGCUGGUGAGAUUUGACUUUUUUUUUUUAACGGAAACUGUAGGUGCUGUUCUCAGGUGAAAAGAGAGAGAGACAUAAGAAAUUUAGAGAAAAAAAUAUUUUCUGAUCUUGGAUUUUCUGUGUGUAUGUAUGUGUGUGAUUAUGGUACUAAUAAGAAUAACUUUGGACCAUUGUGAGUUAAACCCACAUCUGGGGAUGAGAUCCCACAUCCUUCUAAGCGACUGGUCUGGAAGCAGCCUUGACCAGGGGGACUUUGCACUUCAACUGACCACCAACAUAGGGCUCAGAAAUUGUGUUUUAAAAUUUCUAUCAUGACAAUGUUUGGACGGAUCAGGUGGCCCUGUGAAAUCAAGACAUGCGUGUGCAACAUGGAAGCCACGAGUUAACUGCUCCCAGAUGUCCCUUCUUCCUGGUCAGUUGGUUCCACUCAUGUUUGCUACUUAAUGAUUUUUCUUUCCUUUCCUUUUUCUUUUUUUUUUUUUUUUUCCCCUGUUGGUACCUCCGAGCGAAAAACAAUUGCUGUUUUCCUUGAACAUCUUUGGUCAUGUUCCCGAAACACAGAAUCAGCUUAUUCUGCAGACAUUCCAUAUCUUUUCUUGAAAAUGGAACUGCUGGGUUUGGUAAGGCACUUCCAUCCCCCCAGGAAGUGAAGUGGAAGCCAUGUGUAUUUCAGGACCCCGACCCAGCCCUGUGCAUCUCAUGCCCUAGGAGGGAGGAGGCAGGCGGGGGGGUUUCUUGGAAGUCACUGCAGCUGCCAGCCCCCGGCAGGGGAGCCUGGGGACCCCUGUGCCUCACUUCUCCCCCUUGCUGUUGAGGGGAAUCCACACAAAUCUAGGUUUGGGUUCCAGCAGAGAGGUGGUGCCAGCCCAAGGCCUCAGCUGUUAGACGUAGGACUUGUACCACAAUGUGAGAGCACUGAAGUCAAUUGCCACUCGGUGUGCUGGAGCCUUGCAUGUGGAGCAGACCCUCCAAGCAGGAACUUGGAUGUGCUGUGGUCUUUCUCCAGCCAUCAUCUUCCUUUCACCUUGAUACCUGACCCCCAAAGUUUGCUUUUUACAUAUCAAGAAGGAACAAAGGAACCUUUUUAUUUUUCUCUCUGAAAAAGACUUGCUCUGGGGUUUUGCUUGGAGGAGCUGAUCACAUCCUGCAUGUCAAAAGUUCCCCCCCCCCCCCGUUUGUUUCUGAUGACUGUAUUUUCAUUUGAACUGCCUCUUUUUGCUAGUGUUAUAAUAAUGAUAAAAUAAUAAUAGUAAUAAUAAUGAUCAGCUGUUCCCAGAUUAGUAAGUUAUGUAUAAUUUAUUUCUCCCUAUUUUAUUCUGCUCCAAUUUGGAAGCGCAGCCAAUAAGCUGUUAGAUAUUUAAAACUAAUCUCCAUCUCCAGCUCAUAUACACAUAUACAUUUUCUCCCCUGUAAAUGUAUAUAUGUAUACUCGCAUUAACCCACAUCAUUUUGCUUCUUCCAUAAGUUUUCUCCUUUUUGAAAAUCUGGCCCCAACAUUGUUGAAUUCUGGUGUUCAAUGCAAAGGAGUGAAUUAAUAAUAGGGCCGUGUUCAACCUUAGUUAAUUCAUGCUCUCAUCACUCAGUUUAGUCACUUAAUUGCCACAGCCAUAUAGAGUCCAUUUUUGUUUGUUUGUUUUGUUUUUAAGCACUCUGGAUAAGAAAAAAAAAAUAGAGACACUUGUUUUUAUAUCGUUAUUAUAUACAAUGUGAAAACAGAUUUUUAAAAACUUGUUCCGUCUCUGUUAACAAAUCCUUUCUGACUUAUGUGGGUUCACCUCUCAUGUUUGCUGGAUACUUAUUUUUCCACCACUUAUAAAGAUGCUUUGUUUUCAUUUCAUGACUCUGGGCUACAAGAAUACUUUGUUUUAGCUCCAGGUAAGAUGCCAUUGAAGGUAUUCACGGAGGAAACCAAUUCGAAGACACUUGCCAUGAAUUAACAAAAAGCUUCUGUUUGGUUUUUUCUUGUUUGUUCAUCUUAUUUGAUGGGGAAAAUGAAAUUGUUAUUGAUGACCCUUAACUGCUGAAAUUCAGAAGGCAAUUUUAUUUAGUUAGUUUUAUGUCAAAGACUAAACUCUUCAUAGACUGAUUAGAAAAAUAGAGGAAAAAAGGCCAUACAUAGGCUACUUCUUAUCUCUUGUUGAAUUCAUAGUUCAUUUUGUGUCACAAUUUCUUUGCCUUAGUUUUUACCCAAAUGACAACAAGCAAAAAUGAUUUUGUCUAAAGUAUUUUGAUAAAGACAAAAAAUGAUUUUGCCUUUGAAGUAUUUUGAUAAAAGGUGCUAUGAGUAGCAACUUACUGUGUUGCCUUCUUGGGCAUUUAGUUGGUUUAUUAUUUUUGUAAAGGAUCCUAAAAUCUUGUAUUCUUUUUCUUCGCCCCAUGAUGACCAACAAACAAACAAACAAAAAAACAGGUGGAGGAAAGGAGAGAUCAGACUAAAAUGGACAUAAAGCACUGGUUCAUCCCUCACACCCCACCUCCUCUCCCCCCCUCCCACUGAGGAAUAAUCUUGCCUGAAUUUUUUUCAUCACUCUUGUAAUUGACUCCUAAAAAUAAUCGUGAUUUAAUAUGCACCUAAAAGAACAUUGCAGGAGAACAAAGCUAAAGUUGCUUGUUAAUCAGUUACUAGUGAUGUGGCUAGUUAUAAUGAUUGGAUAACAUGCAAGACUAUUCUUCAGUACAUGCAGACCUAAAUUAGUUAAGUCAAUUUUUAACAUUUAUUUGGUAUCCUGCAGUUAAGAGUUAACCAAGUAUGAAAUCUCUCCCAAAGAACAUAACCAUUAUGGAAACCAAAUCCUCUUUAAAGGAACAGCUAGGGUAGCGUUUUCUUUGAUGAAAUUAUUUCAUAGAUCUGAUUUCUGGGGUAGGCUUUUACCUUCAUUCUUUUAGAGAACAUUACGUUUAACCAUUGUUACGAUCCAAUCUCAGAUAUGUUCUUAAUACAGAAGUUGUUGGCUGUUGCCAAAAGAAACCUCUUUCCUAUCAUGUUUAAACCAUGGAAAAGAAUUAUACUCUCACUAGAAUGGUUGAAUAACUUGUAUCUCUAACCAACAGGUCUAUAAAGCAUCUGUCAGGCUAAGUGAAAUAAGGACAGUGGGGUCUGGAAGGGACUCAAACUCCACUGAAAGUGGUCAGGAUAUCUCCUCUCUUCUUGGGGCCAAGGCUUUUGUUCAGCCAGGCUUUCUCAGUAUCUCAUUUGUGAGUUUCUACAAUAAUCAGUGUCCCAGGUGGAAGGAAGGUGACCUUGAGUUUUCUACUGAUGGAUUCCUUUCCUCCCCAGUGUUUCUGUCACUGGUUCAGUUAAACAGUAUUUCUAUAGCUCCACUGGCUCUAAAGUUCAAAGUCCUAACUUUUUUUUUUUUUUGAAUUUUAGAAGUUAAAUAAAUGGGAAGAAGUAGAAAAGAGACAAUCAAAUGCCUGGAGCUUAAAACAAAGUAUGUGCAACCUACCAUCUCACUUGAAAUUUAAUAAAAUAAAUAAUUAUGUAAAUAUAACAUAGAGUUAUAGAUUUAUAUUUUGUUCAUAACAUAGUGUAAUAUAAGUUGUAUAUUUUCAUGUUUUGGGUUUAUGUUAUCAUUCAUGCCACAAUAAAAAAACAAAGCAGGAGUUUAUGUACUCUUAAAAAAAUGUGGGUUGCCACCAACCUGUUUUUUUUCUUUUUGGUUUUUGUUUUUGCCUUUUUUUUUUUUUUCAGUAUUACUGCCUUGCAAGGCACCAAUAAAAACAGCAAAUGUGUUCUUUA